CUGGCCUUUUAUCUGGGGGGCUGCCACUGUUUAAAGAAGCAGAGAAACUUGUGGUGCUUCACUGCUUCAUUAUGACGUCCGCUCUCACUCUCAACACUGGAGCACGGAUGCCCAUUUUAGGUCUGGGGACAUGGAAGUCCACCCCAGGAGAGGUCACAGAAGCCAUAAAAGUGGCCAUCCUGACUGGCUACCGUCACAUUGAUGGGGCUCAUGUGUAUCUGAAUGAGAAGGAGGUUGGGGCCGGUGUCCGUGCCAUGAUUGACCAAGGAGUGGUAAAGAGAGAGGAGCUUUUCAUCGUCAGCAAGCUGUGGAACACUUUCCAUGAGAGAUCUCUGGUCAGAGGAGCCUGUGAGAAGACCCUGAGUGACCUAAAGCUGGACUAUCUGGAUCUCUACCUGAUGCAUGAACCUAUGGGCUUUAAGCCGGGAGAAUCCCUUCUUCCUCUUGAUGCUGAGGGCAAAGUGAUUCCAGAUAACAGCACCUUUCUGGAGACCUGGGAGGAAAUGGAGAAGCUGGUGGACGCUGGGCUGGUCAAGGCCAUCGGCAUCUCCAAUUUCAACCGAAGCCAGAUUGAAGCCAUCCUGAGCAAGCCAGGCCUCAAGUACAAACCUGCCAACCACCAGAUUGAGUGCCAUCCCUAUCUGAUGGAAGAGAAGCUCAUCGACUUCUGUCACUCUAAGGACAUCACAGUGACUGCGUACAGCCCUCUGGGGUCCCCUGACAGACCAGGGGCAAAGCCAGAUGACCCGUCCCUCCUGGAGGACCCAAAGAUCAGAGCCAUCGCUGAUAAAUAUAAGAAAACAGCAGCGCAGAUCCUGAUCCGGUUCCACAUUGAGAGGAACGUCGCAGUUAUUCCCAAAUCUGUCAAUCCGGAAAGAAUGAAAGAAAAUUUCCAGGUCUUUGAUUUUAAGCUGAGUAAAGAAGAUAUGAACACCAUUAUGAGCUUCAACAGGAACUGGAGAAUAUGUUCAAUGGAGUGGGCUUCUAACCACAAGGACUUCCCACUGAACACAGAGUACUGAGCUCCUCACCUGCACGGCCCGAACUGAAGCCCAAACAAUCCAUAAAUCAGGAAAUCAGUCGAUUCUCAUUGUGUUUUAUUAAUCACUCAUUCCUAAAAACUGUCAUUCAAACAGAGCCUGAACCAAGUUUCUGUGUGAAACGUCUCUCAGGGUUUUGUGUCUGUUAAGUGAGCGUCUUCUCUUAAUAGUAUAAAACUAUUUUCUUAAACGUUUCUUGAUUCUAGACUUAAGCACUGCAUUUAUCGAGACUUUUGAUUAAUUUUUGUUUCCACAUUAAAGCUACAUAUAUCAAUUUAACAUAUAUCCAGUCAUUUUAAGUAAAAUACAAUAUAUACAAAUAAAGUUUGAUUUUUACAUUACUCAUAAAA
Molecule: messenger RNA, 1390 nt
Organism: Pygocentrus nattereri (red-bellied piranha)
Lineage: Eukaryota; Metazoa; Chordata; Actinopteri; Characiformes; Serrasalmidae
Product: aldo-keto reductase family 1 member B1-like
Exons: 10
Coding region: 72-1022 (316 amino acids)
Cellular component (GO): cytosol
Molecular function (GO): aldose reductase (NADPH) activity
Source: RefSeq, a predicted model, not a curated record